This is a messenger RNA of Astrephomene gubernaculifera, 461 nucleotides long. NCBI's taxonomy places the organism in Eukaryota, Viridiplantae, Chlorophyta, Chlorophyceae, Chlamydomonadales, Astrephomenaceae. The record is from the annotation of a GenBank genome assembly.
CACCAAGCAAACUGCCCGCAAGUCUACCGGCGGCAAGGCCCCAAGGAAGCAGCUGGCUACCAAGGCUGCGCGCAAGACUCCCGCAACGGGUGGUGUCAAGAAGCCGCACAGGUACCGUCCGGGGACCGUGGCCCUGCGGGAGAUCCGUAAAUACCAGAAGAGCACGGAACUUUUGAUCCGCAAGCUCCCCUUCCAGCGUCUGGUGAGGGAGAUUGCUCAGGAUUUCAAGACCGACCUACGCUUCCAGAGCCAGGCCGUGCUGGCGCUGCAGGAGGCUGCUGAGGCCUACCUGGUCGGCCUGUUCGAGGACACCAACCUGUGCGCCAUCCACGCCAAGCGUGUGACCAUCAUGCCCAAGGACAUUCAGCUGGCCCGCCGCAUCCGAGGCGAGCGCGCGUAAACGUGCGGAAGGGGGGUUGGUUAAGGACAGCUUAGGAAGGCGGCCUGUCAACGUCAACAAC